CCGCUGGGAGCGUCCGCGCAGAGAACUCACCAGAUCCAGCGAAGCUGUCCGAGAGUCUGGGCAGCAGCGGCGAGGCCGGCAGGAUGUUCAGCUGGAUGGGGCGGCAGGCAGGCGGGCGAGAGCGCAUGGGAGGCGCCGACGCGGUGCAGACGGUGACUGGCGGCCUGCGCUCGCUCUACCUACGCAAGGUGCUGCCCUUGGAGGAGGCGUACCGCUUCCAUGAGUUCCACUCGCCAGCCCUGGAGGACGCCGACUUCGAAAACAAGCCCAUGAUUCUGCUGGUGGGUCAGUACAGCACCGGCAAGACCACCUUCAUCAGAUAUCUACUGGAGCAAGAUUUCCCAGGCAUGCGGAUUGGUCCAGAGCCCACCACGGAUUCAUUCAUCGCUGUGAUGUAUGGGGAUACAGAGGGCAAUACCCCUGGAAAUGCUUUAGUUGUGGACCCCAAAAAGCCAUUUCGAAAGCUAAGUCGCUUUGGAAAUGCUUUCCUGAAUCGGUUCAUGUGCUCACAGCUGCCCAAUCAAGUUCUGAAGAGUAUCAGCAUCAUUGACAGUCCUGGCAUCCUGUCCGGAGAAAAGCAGCGGAUCAGCCGAGGCUAUGACUUCUGCCAAGUUCUGCAGUGGUUCGCUGAGCGGGUGGACAGGAUCAUCCUGCUCUUUGAUGCUCAUAAGCUGGACAUCUCAGAUGAGUUCUCAGAAGCCAUCAAGGCCUUUCGGGGCCAGGAUGACAAGAUUCGAGUGGUGCUGAACAAGGCAGACCAAGUGGACACACAGCAGCUGAUGCGUGUCUACGGGGCACUCAUGUGGUCCCUGGGCAAGGUCAUCAACACGCCUGAAGUGCUGCGUGUCUACAUCGGCUCCUUCUGGGCUCAGCCCUUGCAGAACACUGACAACCGUCGGCUCUUUGAGGCCGAGGCCCAGGACCUCUUCCGAGACAUCCAGAGCCUUCCCCAGAAAGCAGCGGUGCGCAAGCUCAAUGACCUCAUCAAGCGGGCACGGCUGGCCAAGGUACACGCCUAUAUCAUCAGCCACCUGAAGAAGGAGAUGCCCAGUAUGUUUGGCAAGGAGAACAAGAAGAGAGAACUGAUCAGCAGAUUGCCAGAAAUCUAUAUUCAGCUGCAACGAGAAUACCAAAUUUCUGCGGGGGACUUCCCUGAGGUCAAGGCAAUGCAGGAACAGCUUGAGAACUAUGAUUUCACCAAGUUUCACUCCCUGAAACCUAAACUGAUUGAAGCUGUGGACAACAUGCUGAGCAACAAGAUCUCGUCCCUGAUGAACCUUAUCAGCCAGGAAGAGAUCAAUGUGCCUACACAGCUUGUGCAGGGUGGUGCCUUUGAUGGCACAGCUGAGGGCCCAUUCAACCAGGGAUACGGGGAAGGUGCCAAGGAGGGUGCCGAUGAGGAGGAGUGGGUAGUGGCCAGGGACAAGCCUGUCUAUGAUGAGCUCUUCUACACCCUGUCCCCCAUCAAUGGCAAAAUCUCAGGCGUCAAUGCCAAGAAAGAGAUGGUCACCUCCAAGCUGCCCAACAGUGUCUUAGGCAAGAUCUGGAAGCUGGCUGACUGCGACUGUGAUGGCAUGCUGGAUGAGGAGGAGUUUGCACUGGCCAAGCACCUCAUCAAGAUCAAGCUCGAUGGGUAUGAGCUACCCAGCAGCUUGCCCUCCCACCUGGUGCCCCCCUCUCAUAGGAAGUCCCUGCCCAAGACUGACUGAGGGGCAGGCACAGCAAGGCAGCUGAUGGGGGCCAAGCAGGGAUGACCUGGGCCAGAUCACCCUGCUACUGACUCACCAGGUAACCUUGGGCAAGGCAGCCCCUCUCUGUGCCUCAGUUUAUCCAUCUGUAGAACUUGAAAGGGCAGACACCAGACACUAGAUGGAACUCUUGUUUCUUUUUCUUUCUUUUCUCUUUUUAGAUAUAGUGAAAGAGACCACAGCACCAGGACUUGAACCUGGGUUGCACGCAUAGUAAAGGUCACACAAAUAAGCUAUUUUGCCAGCAGGUAGCGCCCUUUCAAAUAUCUAAAGUUCUCUUGUUAGGCAGUGAAUGAGGAGAUGGAAGGGUUGAAAAGGAAUGUGAACUGUCCAAAGACAACUCCAAAGCCUAGAGACAUGGAUGUGGAAGUCUAGGAGCUUAAGGCCGUAGCUGGGGCCCCUCAGAAGUAGCUGUCAACUAGGCAGGUGUCUUAUUUAUAUUCUUUCCUACUUUAUUUAGAGUAGGAAAAAAGAGGAAGGAGACUUUUCUGUUCUCCUCAGUCUGUCUGCCAGAGAAGACCCUGCUUCCAUGUUUGAAAGGAGUUUCCACAUCUAUGUACCCAGCCCCUUUCUCUCAUUCCUUCUCUGUCUCACCCUCUGUCAAGGAAGGGGGGUGGAACUUACUCCUUAAUUUUACCAUUCCUGGAUGACCUUUUCAUUUCAGAUAUAUAGAGAGAGAUGGAGAUAGUGAGAAAAGGAGAGACACCACAGCACUGGAGCUUCUCCCAAUGUCAUAGCACUCCAGUGUAAUGCCAGGACUCAAACUUGGGCCCAUGUACAUGGCAAGGCAUGCACCCUGCCAGAUGAGCUUUUAUUCCUCUGCCACUGCCACCACCACUUUUUUUUUUUUUCUGUCUGAUAUUACCAGUGACAUCAUGGUCAGAACUGCAAGUUGUAGAAGAAAAUUUUAUUUCUGAGAAGUAUUUAUCCAAAUAUCAGUCCUUGCACUUCUAAAGAGUUUGUUUUUAAGAGAAAUAUGUUCAUAGUAUAGUUUUGUAAUAUUGAUGAGCACUUUUAAAUGAGACACAUGGAAAGGAGAAGUCUGCACUUCUAGUACUGUAAUGCGAACAUAGUUCUUUCAAGUUGAAUGCCCAGGUGUGUGAGCACAGAGGAGUUCACCAGAUGGUAGAGUUGAAAGAGACAAGUCCAUUUGCCUCAUUGUUUCAAGAAAGCUGGGGAUGCAGUUCUGUUACAGAGCACAUGCCUUGUAUACAUGAGGUCCUGGGCUACAAAAAGGAAGAGAAAAAAGAGGUUUAGAAAUGGCCAAAGUAGCUGACUUUCCAUUCCAAAUUAUCUUGCCUUUGAAUUCUGCCCAGAUAUCAUAUAUAAAAAUAAAUAUAUACAAAUAUG
Erinaceus europaeus (western European hedgehog) is the source of this 3098-nucleotide messenger RNA. It is a transcript of the gene EHD4, whose product is annotated as EH domain containing 4. Bases 84 to 1709 code for a protein of 541 amino acids. Lineage: Eukaryota; Metazoa; Chordata; Mammalia; Eulipotyphla; Erinaceidae. The record is from RefSeq and is a predicted model, not a curated record. Gene Ontology annotation, cellular component: plasma membrane; cytoplasm. The transcript is spliced from 6 exons. Gene Ontology annotation, molecular function: GTP binding; calcium ion binding; protein binding. Gene Ontology annotation, biological process: endosomal transport; endocytosis.